This is a messenger RNA of Oldenlandia corymbosa var. corymbosa, 1500 nucleotides long. Lineage: Eukaryota; Viridiplantae; Streptophyta; Magnoliopsida; Gentianales; Rubiaceae. The record is from the annotation of a GenBank genome assembly.
UUUCAUUAAUUCUAAACCAACCCCUAAGAAUUUGGAGAAAAAUAGGACCGGAAAAAGUCCAGCUUUGAAAAAGGGAACGUUUGAAACGCACUCUGUUCUUCCCAAAUCAUGUAGAAUUUGAAAAUUUUUCUUCAAAAAAUUCAGAUUCUUUACAUUCAAUUGUUGGCAUAAUUGAUUUGUUAAUUUGGGUCGGUUUGAUAUGAAUCUGUCUACAUCAGCUUCGCUCGCAUCCACAUCGUCAUCGUCGUCAUCUUCUUGGCUCUCCGGCAUUGUCCGCGGCCGUCCCGGCAGCUUCAAGAUGGCCAAGAAUUCAUCAAACCCGCCGUCCGCCGCCUCCGCCGCUGCCGUCCCGGUGGUAGACGGCGCUGGCCCAGUCAAUAAGAAAAAUCAGUUGCGAGGGGUCAUGUUCAAAUAUGGUCCUAAGUCUAUUCAGGUUGCUUUCAAAACAGGUGAUUAUAGAAGACAAGUAAUCUUUAUUGGCGGACUGACGGAUGGAUUUUUGGCAACUGACUACUUGAUGCCGCUGGCAACUGCCUUAGAGGCUGAGAAAUGGUCUUUAGUUCAGUUCCUUAUGUCCUCUUCUUAUAGUGGAUAUGGCACAUCAAGUUUGAAGCAAGAUGCCUUGGAGCUUGAUGAAUUGGUAAACUACUUGAUAAACAAGGAAGACUCUGAGGGCGUAGUAUUGCUUGGACACAGUACAGGCUGUCAGGAUAUUGUGUAUUACAUGCGUACAAACACUGCAUGCUCCAGAGCAGUCCGUGCGGCAAUUCUGCAGGCACCAGUUAGUGACCGAGAGUACAAUGCUACUAAGCCCGAUAUUGCUUCAACGAUUGAUUUGGCCACAAAAAUGAUUAAUGAAGGUCGAGGAUCAGAGCUCAUGCCAAGGACAGAAGACUCAGAUACCCCAAUAACUGCAUAUAGAUACCAUUCUUUGUGUGCAUAUAAUGGUGAUGAUGACAUGUUUAGCUCCGAUCUAAGUGAAGAUCAGCUUAAACAACGGCUGGGACAUAUGUCCCACACACCCUGCCAGAUAAUUUUUUCUAUGAACGAUGAAUAUGUACCGGAAUACGUGGACAAGAAAGCGCUCGUCAAUAGAUUGAGCAAAGCAAUGGGAGGCGCAGAAAAGGUUGAAAUCGAAUGGGGAAACCAUUCACUAUCUAACCGAGUUCAGGAAGCAGUCCAAGCCAUGAUAAGUUUCAUCACAAGAGAAGGACCUAAGGGGUGGGAUGAUCCAUGGAGUUAAAAGCAAAACCCUUUCUUCAUCUUUGAUUACUGUCUCUUUUUUCUUUUUCUUUUAAUUGUUCUCUACUUUAGCACCUGUAGAUUGAAGUAAUCAUUCAUUUUCCUGGAAGAAUUUAUUCUUUUAUUACAGAAGUGUCAUUUUUCGUUGUAUCACACAUCUCACAUUGUAUUGACAGAAAUAGAGUGAUUUUUUUUCCCCUUCUUGUUUUGAAUGGUAAUCCCUAAGUUGGACUUGGAAUUUUUGAAGUUAAAUCCAAU